Messenger RNA from Paramecium pentaurelia, 962 nucleotides. The record is from the annotation of a GenBank genome assembly. Lineage: Eukaryota; Ciliophora; Oligohymenophorea; Peniculida; Parameciidae.
AUGAAAAUUAUUAUUUUCUUAGUUCUCUUAAUCGGAAUCAAUUAUUCACUUAACUUAAAUCCUGUAAUAGGAAUAUUAACAAUACCAUCUGAUGAAGAUUACAAAGAGUAUCCUUCUUCAUAAUAUUCAUAUUUUGCUGCUUCAUAUGUUAAAUAUGUAGAAUCAUCUGGUGCAAGAGUGAUGCCUAUUCCUUAUGAAGCAGAUGAGGCUACAUUAGAGAAAUACUUUUCAUAGAUUAAUGGAUUAUUACUCACUGGAGGUACUUUGGCUUUAGAAACAAAGUCAGGGCCAUCUAAGUAUUUAUAGACAGUGACUUAUUUAUUAAACAAAGUUAUAAAAGCAAAUUAGUCAGGUGAUACAUUUCCAUUGUUUGCCAUAUGUUUAGGACAUUAAACUUUACAUUUUAUUUUAUCUAAUAAAGAUUAUGAUGUAUUAAGUCCUGCUUCAGGAAUGUAAAGAGUGAAUAAAAAAUUGAUAUUUACAGAUAAGAAGAGUACAAUGUUUAUAGAUUUAAAAGAAUAAAUUUUCAAAUCAAUUGAGACAUAAGAAUAAAGUAUUUAUUAUAUUUAAUUAUAGUUUAUUUUAAUACUGCUUGGGGAGUAUUACCUAAUUAUUAUUAAACUCAUUCUGAAUUGAAUAAUUUCUUUAAUAUAGUUGCAGUAGUUGAAGAUUAAAAAGGUGUUGUAUCUAUAGCUGCAGCAGAAGCCAAAUAAUAUCCAAUUUUUUCUUUUGGUUUUCAUCCAGAGAAACCAAUAUUCGAAUUCAAAACUCCAUCUUAACACUAAUAAGAAUCUAUCUAAUUCGGUAGAAAUUUAAUUAAUCAAUUUAUUCAAAUUGCUAGAGAGAAUAAUCAUAUUUUGAAAGAUUCAAAUUCAGUCAUUUUUAAAUAUAAUCCUAUAUAAUUGGAUAGUGCUUCAUUUGCAUAAAUUUAUUUCUUUAAAUUAGGAGAACUAAAUAUUUGA